Messenger RNA from Humulus lupulus (European hop), 617 nucleotides. RefSeq lists its product as uncharacterized. The record is from RefSeq and is a predicted model, not a curated record. Bases 84 to 371 code for a protein of 95 amino acids. Lineage: Eukaryota; Viridiplantae; Streptophyta; Magnoliopsida; Rosales; Cannabaceae. The transcript has a single exon.
CUUGAAAAAGAAAGAAGGAAAUACACAAAGGCUGCUUCUGAAGGUGUUAGUUAGAGCUUUUCUUCUCCAUACUAUACAUAUCAAUGGCGGAUCAGCGCAACAAGAUGAUGAAGAUGAAGUUGAAGAUUAGCAUCGUUAACGAAAAUCGUUUCAACGAUGAACAAGAAGAAGCCUCUUUGAGAGUUCCGAUUCCGAUUCACAGCCAAGUGGUGAAGAUCAAGAAGGAAAUCGAGAAGAUCAGACACCCUUCGCUUCAGGAGUCGGACAUGAGACGAAUUCUUCUUCUCCGCAACGCCUGCACCAGGCUUCAGCAGCACACGCGCUCUCCUCUCGGAUUGGCUGAGCGACCUCUCUCCCUUGUUGGGAAUUGAAUAUAUGAUAAUAAGAUAAGCUUCAAUUUUAAUGGAAGCUCUCUUUCUUUUCUUUUUUGCUGGUUGAACCUCUUUCUUGGUAGUUGUAUAUAGAAACAGUAGUCGAAAGUUAGUGAAAAAAUGGAAAAAUGAAACAGUUUCUUUCUUCUAUAAAUGACGUUUUAUUUUUGGUAUAAUUGUUCCUUGAUUACAAAGCUUUACAGUUAUGGAGGAUAUGAUCAAAUCUUAUUAUUGUUUGAGUACAAA